GAAACACAGACUGGGAGCGGGCGGGAGCGGGAGCGCGGCGCACGCCCCGGGCCGGCCCAGCCAGCGAGCGAGCGAGCGGCGAGCCGGGAGGAGGAGGGUGGCGGGGCGGUGAGGCCGCAGAGGCGGAGGGAUCUGCGCAUCAAAGCUAGCGAGGCGAGCGAAGUUUGGCCGGGGGUUGGACUUUCCUUCCCGGAGGCGGCACCCAAACAGCUACCCCGUGCGGAAACCCAAACUUCUGCUGCCACUUGGAGUCUCGCGGCCGCCGCCUCCGCCCCGCGUUCGGGGCCUUCCCGACCCUGCACUGCUGCCGUCCGCCCGCCCGGCCGCUCUUCUCUUCGCCGUGGGAGCCGCUCCGGGCGCAGGGCCGCGCGCCGAGCCCCGCAGGCUGCAGCGCCGCGGCCCGGCCCGGCGCCCCGGCAACUUCGCCGAGAGUUGAGGCGAAGUUUGGGCGACCGCGGCAGGCCCCGGCCGAGCUCCCCUCUGCGCCCCCGGCGUCCCGUCGAGCCCAGCCCCGCCGGGGGCGCUCCUCGCCGCCCGCGCGCCCUCCCCAGCCAUGUCGUCCAUCCUGCCUUUCACUCCCCCGAUCGUGAAGCGCCUGCUGGGCUGGAAGAAGGGCGAGCAGAACGGGCAGGAGGAGAAAUGGUGCGAGAAGGCGGUCAAGAGCCUGGUCAAGAAACUCAAGAAGACGGGGCAGCUGGACGAGCUGGAGAAGGCCAUCACCACGCAGAACGUCAACACCAAGUGCAUCACCAUCCCCAGGUCCCUGGAUGGCCGGUUGCAGGUGUCCCAUCGGAAGGGGCUCCCUCAUGUCAUCUACUGCCGCCUGUGGCGAUGGCCAGACCUGCACAGCCACCACGAGCUACGGGCCAUGGAGCUGUGUGAGUUCGCCUUCAAUAUGAAGAAGGACGAGGUCUGCGUGAAUCCCUACCACUACCAGAGAGUAGAGACACCAGUUCUACCUCCUGUGUUGGUGCCACGCCACACAGAGAUCCCGGCCGAGUUCCCCCCACUGGACGACUACAGCCAUUCCAUCCCCGAAAACACUAACUUCCCCGCAGGCAUCGAGCCCCAGAGCAAUAUUCCAGAGACCCCACCCCCUGGCUACCUGAGUGAAGAUGGAGAAACCAGUGACCACCAGAUGAACCACAGCAUGGACGCAGGUUCUCCAAACCUAUCCCCGAAUCCGAUGUCCCCAGCACAUAAUAACUUGGACCUGCAGCCAGUUACCUACUGCGAGCCGGCCUUCUGGUGCUCCAUCUCCUACUACGAGCUGAACCAGCGCGUCGGGGAGACAUUCCACGCCUCGCAGCCAUCCAUGACUGUGGAUGGCUUCACCGACCCCUCCAAUUCGGAGCGCUUCUGCCUAGGGCUGCUCUCCAAUGUCAACAGGAAUGCAGCAGUGGAGCUGACACGGAGACACAUCGGAAGAGGCGUGCGGCUCUACUACAUCGGAGGGGAGGUCUUCGCAGAGUGCCUCAGUGACAGCGCUAUUUUUGUCCAGUCUCCCAACUGUAACCAGCGCUAUGGCUGGCACCCGGCCACCGUCUGCAAGAUCCCACCAGGAAAGGCCCCCCUCUCCACACCAUCUCCCUAUUUUUGGAAGCCCUCUUUGCAGACUUCUCCCUGCUCUGGGAGUCGGAGCUUGUGGGCCAGCCUUCCAUCUCCCCUUGCAGGAUGCAACCUGAAGAUCUUCAACAACCAGGAGUUCGCUGCCCUCCUGGCCCAGUCGGUCAACCAGGGCUUUGAGGCUGUCUACCAGUUGACCCGAAUGUGCACCAUCCGCAUGAGCUUCGUCAAAGGCUGGGGAGCGGAGUACAGGAGACAGACUGUGACCAGUACCCCCUGCUGGAUUGAGCUGCACCUGAAUGGGCCUUUGCAGUGGCUUGACAAGGUCCUCACCCAGAUGGGCUCCCCAAGCAUCCGCUGUUCCAGUGUGUCUUAGAGACAUCAAGUAUGGUAGGGGAGGGCAGGCUUGGGGAAAAUGGCCAUGCAGGAGGUGGAGAAAAUUGGAACUCUACUCAACCCAUUGUUGUCAAGGAAGAAGAAAUCUUUCUCCCUCAACUGAAGGGGUGCACCCACCUGUUUUCUGAAACACACGAGCAAACCCAGAGGUGGAUGUUAUGAACAGCUGUGUCUGCCAAACACAUUUACCCUUUGGCCCCACUUUGAAGGGCAAGAAAUGGCGUCUGCUCUGGUGGCUUAAGUGAGCAGAACAGGUAGUAUUACACCACCGGCCCCCUCCCCCCAGACUCUUUUUUUGAGUGACAGCUUUCUGGGAUGUCACAGUCCAACCAGAAACACCCCUCUGUCUAGGACUGCAGUGUGGAGUUCACCUUGGAAGGGCGUUCUAGGUAGGAAGAGCCCGCAGGGCCAUGCAGACCUCAUGCCCAGCUCUCUGACGCUUGUGACAGUGCCUCUUCCAGUGAACAUUCCCAGCCCAGCCCCGCCCCGCCCCGCCCCACCACUCCAGCAGACCUUGCCCCUUGUGAGCUGGAUAGACUUGGGAUGGGGAGGGAGGGAGUUUUGUCUGUCUCCCUCCCCUCUCAGAACAUACUGAUUGGGAGGUGCGUGUUCAGCAGAACCUGCACACAGGACAGCGGGAAAAAUCGAUGAGCGCCACCUCUUUAAAAACUCACUUACGUUUGUCCUUUUUCACUUUGAAAAGUUGGAAGGAUCUGCUGAGGCCCAGUGCAUAUGCAAUGUAUAGUGUCUAUUAUCACAUUAAUCUCAAAGAGAUUCGAAUGACGGUAAGUGUUCUCAUGAAGCAGGAGGCCCUUGUCGUGGGAUGGCAUUUGGUCUCAGGCAGCACCACACUGGGUGCGUCUCCAGUCAUCUGUAAGAGCUUGCUCCAGAUUCUGAUGCAUACGGCUAUAUUGGUUUAUGUAGUCAGUUGCAUUCAUUAAAUCAACUUUAUCAUAUGCUCUUUUAAAUGUUUGGUUUAUAUAUUUUCUUUAAAAAUCCUGGGCUGGCACAUUGACUGGGAAACCUGAGUGAGACCCAGCAACUGCUUCUCUCCCUUCUCUCUCCUGAGGUGAAGCUUUUCCAGGUUUUGUUGAAGAGAUACCUGCCAGCACUUCUGCAAGCUGAAAUUUACAGAAGCAAAUUCACCAGAAGGGAAACAUCUCAGGCCAACAUAGGCAAAUGAAAAGGGCUAUUAAAAUAUUUUUACACCUUUGAAAAUUGCAGGCUUGGUACAAAGAGGUCUGUCAUCUUCCCCCUGGGAUAUAAGAUGAUCUAGCUCCCGGUAGAGGAUCACCGGUGACAACUAUAGCAGUUGUAUUGUGUAACAAGUACUGCUCCCAGCAGCAAUUAGGGAGAAAACUAGUCUAAAUUAUUUCAACUGGAAAAAAGAAAAAAGAGUCCUCUUCUUUUCCCAGCCUUUUGCAGAACACAGUAGACAGAACUGCCACCUUCAAUUGGUACUUUAUUCUUUGCUGCUGUUUUUGUAUAAAAUGACCUAUCCCACGUUUUUGCAUGAAUUUAUAGCAGGAAAAAUCAAGGGAUUUCCUAUGGAAGUCCUGCUUUAUUCCAGGUGAAGGGAAGGAAGUGUAUAUACUUUUGGCAAGUCAUACAGCUCAAAUGUGAUGAGAUUUCUGAUGUUAGAGGGAGAUGGAGAGGCUUCCUGAUGCCUCAUCUGCAGGGUCCUGUGCCUCUGAAGUUCUAGCCAUGAGGUUUCCAGGUAGGACAGCUGCUCCCCAAGCCUCCUGAGGACACAGGAAGAGACGGAAGGAGCACCUUGACAGACUUGUGUGAGUCUUCUCGAAGGAGGGUUGACUCAGAACCCAGAGACAAUACAAAACCCCUCACUUCCUCUGAGAGGGCCAAAUGCUGUGAGUCUGAAGUAUGUGCCUGGUGUGAAAUGAUCUAUGGCCUGUUUCUUACACAGGAAGCCCCCUGAACCUCCUGUACAUGUGUUCAUGUUCCCAGCCAGCUCUGAGACCCAGGAACCAAAUAUUCCAUUUUGGCUUCUGCUAGAGCAGUCAUGGUUCCUCUCCUAAAAGCCAUGGGCAGCAGUUUCCGAGGGCCUGCAUGAUCCACCUGCUGCACGAUCCUAUGAGGGCUUCCUGUGGCACACAGCCCUCUGGGUGCUUGGGAACUAGCUUCAGGCACAGCCUGAUUCUGGUGAUCCAGUGAUCUAUGGAAGUCGUGUCUUACUCCAGGUGAAGGGGGAAAAAAAAAGCCUAUACUUUGGCAGGUUAUGAACUUUGAAUGUGAUGAAAUGACACGUUUGGCUGCAUUUGGAUGGUGUCUUAGAACCCUCAUUGCUCAGACCUGAAGGCUACUUCUAGGAGCAUGAAGUUUGAGUUUUGUGUUUUUCCAAAGGAUACUUCCUUGGCCCUUUUUCUUUAUUGACUAGACCACCAGAGGAGGAUGUGUGGGAUUGUAGGCAAACCCACCUGUGGCAUCACUGAAAAUAAAUUUGAUCAUACCUAAGAGGUUAGGAAAUGGUGCCAUUCCCACCUUAGAGUGCUACAUAGGUGCUUUGGGCGUAUGUAACAUUAGUGUCCUUCCUUGAAGCCACAAGCUAGUUUUCUUAGUUUUAAAAUCCUGUUGUAUGAAUGGCAUUUGUAUAUUAAAACACUUUUUUAAAGGACAGUUGAAAAGGGCAAGAGGAAACCAGGGCAGUUCUAGAGGAGUGCUGGUGACUGGAUAGCAGUUUUAAGUGGCGUUCACCUAGUCAACACGACCGCGUGUGUUGCCCCUGCCCUGGGCUCCCCGCCAUGACAUCUUCACCUUGCAGCUUGUGCUGAGACUGACCCAAGUGCAGCUAGCACUGGGACACAGAUCCUUGUCUUCAGCACCUUCCAAGGAGCCAACUUUUAUUCCCUUUCCUCUCUCCCCUCCCCACCUCGCUUCUUCCCAAUUUAGUAACUUAGAUGCUUCCAGCACAUACGUAGGUAGCUACCCCAGCCGGUUUGGAUUACAGGCCUGUGCUGGAACAUCAUCUCAGUUGGCCACCUUCCUGGCAGGCUGUAGACCUGACAUUUUGAGACAAGCCUAGAGGAGUCAGGAGCAGGGACUUUGACUCUUAGGAAGAGCACACAUGAGGGCAAGGCUGCUGGCAGACGUCUCCAUUGUCCUUAUGUUGUCUGUGUUGUAUUUUUUUUUUUUUAUUGACCAUGGUGAUUAUUUUUUUAAACCAUCGUUAAUAUACUGAAGUGAGCUAUAGCACAUAUCAUGUGCUUAGUUUGUUUAUUUUUCUCCAUCUCCCCUUGGCUUCCUAGAGUUUGGACAUAUUCCAGGCUAAAUGCUUUUACUCAAGACUACAGAAAGGUUUGAAGUAGUGUGUGCAUGGCAUGCACGUAUGUAAGUAAUCUGGGGAAGAAGCAAAGAUCUGUUUCAUUCUUAGCCUCAGGCCUCAUGAGGGUCUCCACAGGGCCGGAGCUCAGGUUACACCACUCCUUCGUCCUUACAGGAGAUGUAGGGAGAAGAAUCUGCAGGCUGCUUGUAGGACUGUUCACCAAGGGGGAUACCAGCAGCAAGAGAGUGCACCCGUUUAGCCCUGGACCCUGUUUCUUACUGUGUGACUUGGCUAGAGUUGGGAGUUCCCCCAAAAUAAACGUGUCCCCAUUUUACCAGAACCAAACCUCAACACAGCGAAGCUGUACUGUCUUUGUGUGGCAAAGAUGUUCCCUUGUAGGCCCCUUUCAGGUAACCGUCUUCACAAUGUAUUUUCAUCACAGUUUAAGGAGCAUCAGCCGCUUCUCAAGUGGGUAGGGAAAGCAGAAAAACGUACGCAAGAGGACAUGGAUCCAAAAUGAUGAUGAAGCAUCUCCCAUGGGGAGGUGAUGGUGGGGAGAUGAUGGGCUAAACAGGCAACUUUUCAAAAACACAGCUAUCAUAGAAAAGAAACUUGCCUCAUGUAAACUGGAUUGAGAAAUUCUCAGUGAUUCUGCAAUGGAUUUUUUUUUAAUGCAGAAGUAAUGUAUACUCUAGUAUUCUGGUGUUUUUAUAUUUAUGUAAUAAUUUCUUAAAACCAUUCAGACAGAUAACUAUUUAAUUUUUUUUAAGAAAGUUGGAAAGGUCUCUCCUCCCAAGGACAGUGGCUGGAAGAGUUGGGGCACAGCCAGUUCUGAAUGUUGGUGGAGGGUGUAGUGGCUUUUUGGCUCAGCAUCCAGAAACACCAAACCAGGCUGGCUAAACAAGUGGCCGCGUGUAAAAACAGACAGCUCUGAGUCAAAUCUGGGCCCUUCCACAAGGGUCCUCUGAACCAAGCCCCACUCCCUUGCUAGGGGUGAAAGCAUUACAGAGAGAUGGAGCCAUCUAUCCAAGAAGCCUUCACUCACCUUCACUGCUGCUGUUGCAACUCGGCUGUUCUGGACUCUGAUGUGUGUGGAGGGAUGGGGAAUAGAACAUUGACUGUGUUGAUUACCUUCACUAUUCGGCCAGCCUGACCUUUUAAUAACUUUGUAAAAAGCAUGUAUGUAUUUAUAGUGUUUUAGAUUUUUCUAACUUUUAUAUCUUAAAAGCAGAGCACCUGUUUAAGCAUUGUACCCCUAUUGUUAAAGAUUUGUGUCCUCUCAUUCCCUCUCUUCCUCUUGUAAGUGCCCUUCUAAUAAACUUUUCAUGGAAAA
This is a messenger RNA of Homo sapiens (human), 6575 nucleotides long. It is a transcript of the gene SMAD3, whose product is annotated as SMAD family member 3. The coding region runs from base 554 to 1942 and encodes 462 amino acids. The record is from RefSeq and is marked reviewed. Lineage: Eukaryota; Metazoa; Chordata; Mammalia; Primates; Hominidae. The transcript is spliced from 10 exons. Gene Ontology annotation, molecular function: chromatin DNA binding; RNA polymerase II-specific DNA-binding transcription factor binding; chromatin binding. Gene Ontology annotation, biological process: MAPK cascade; negative regulation of protein catabolic process; regulation of mitochondrial membrane potential. Gene Ontology annotation, cellular component: plasma membrane; nucleoplasm; transcription regulator complex.